Molecule: messenger RNA, 726 nt
Organism: Entrophospora candida
Lineage: Eukaryota; Fungi; Glomeromycota; Glomeromycetes; Entrophosporales; Entrophosporaceae
Source: the annotation of a GenBank genome assembly
AUGUAUAAAAGUUUUGGGUAUUCUACUGGAAACUUGAAAAGACAUUUAGAUGAAGUGCAUGAAAAAAAAGAAGAGGCACUGCUUAAAUGGACAUUGAAAACCAACCAACCUUUGUCUGUUGUUACUAAUGAAGCAUAUAUAGAAAAAAUGAAAGUUUUUGAUCCAGCAUUUUCUGGAAAAAGUUACAGUUUUAACAAAGAAGCAUUAUGUGAAAUUUUUCAACAAAGAAUUGAUUAUGUCUCAUUAACUACAGACUUCUGGGCUAGUAGAGCCAAGCAUGGAUACCUUGGUAUUACUGCUUCUUUUAUUGAAACAGACUUUAGUGUAGUUGACAUCAUGUUAGAUAUUAAAUAUGUUCCUGCAGUUGUAAUUGCUGAUUCUCUUUAUGAAAUGACUGAUAAUGGUGCCAAUAUGAUUGCCUCCAUUCAAUUACUUAACCAAAAACCUGGUUGUUAUGCCAUUAAACAUUUACCACACACAUUACAAUUAGCAAUUGGAAAAGAACAAGUAGAGAUUAAAAAAUGUACAAAAACAUUUAGGUUAUACAGAAGCCUUGCAAUUGAUGCAAUUAUUCAACUUCAAACAGAUUUAUGCACAUCAACAAAUAGAGAAGAUAAAAAAGAUGGAAAUAAGCUUAGAAAAAUAAUGCUAUCAGAUGAGGAAUGGGAUUUAGUUGAUGAAUUAAUAACUUUAUUAAUGCCUUUUGAGCAAGCCACAUGUGAAUAA